AGAGGGGAGGAGCCAGUGCGCCAGCUCAGCUGACCGCAGAUCAGCAGAGGAAGAGAGAAGUGAAGAUGAUGGCAGAUAGUGACAGCGCAGACGUUGCUCUGAUCGGCAACACCGAUCUAACUUCUUCUGAAUCAGAGAACAACAUCGUAAACACGAUGGUGGAAAAAGGAACAGCUCUGUUAAGAAAAAUUGAAAUUAAUGUUCCGGAGGCAGAGAAGAGAACAGGGAAGAACACGGUGAAUAUGCAGGAAACCUACACUGCCUACCUCAUAGAAACAAGACCGGCUGAAAGUCUUCCAGAGGGAAGUGUCCCGGCCACCCCGGACAGUUUGUGGAGACGCUACAGUGAAUUUGAGCUGCUCAGAAUGUACCUCCUGGUCACUUACCCCUACAUCAUCAUCCCACCUCUGCCAGAAAAAAGGGCAGAGUUUGUGUGGCACAAACUGUCAGCAGACAACCUGGACCCAGACUUUGUGGAGCGAAGGAGGGUUGGACUGGAAAACUUCCUCUUACGGGUGGCAUCACAUCCUGUCCUCUCCACAGAUAAAAUAUUCUACCGAUUCCUCACAGAGGAGAAAAAAUGGAAAGAUGAAGUUUUGGAAACAGGAUUUCAAGAUAAGGCUGAUUCCAGACUCAAGUCACUGAGUGCGAUGUACAGAGUCAAAAACCCAGACAAGAAAUUUACAGCACUUAAACUAUACAGUGAUGAACUGAGCGCUGCCAUAUCUCAGCUACUCAGGGUCAGGGCGAGAGUAGCAGACAGGCUGUAUGGAGUUUACAAGGUCCAUGGAAACUACGGCCGAGUCUUCAGUGAGUGGAGUGCUAUAGAAAAAGAAAUGGGUGAUGGACUGCAGAGUGCUGGACACCACAUGGACACAUAUGCUGCGUCGAUAGACGACAUUCUGGAGGAAGAAGAACAUUAUGCCGAUCAACUGAAAGAAUACCUCUUCUACACCGACGCCGUCAGGUCAGUGUGUAGGAAACAUGAGUUGAUCCAGUACGAGCUGGAGACAGCAGCUCAGGACCUCGUCAGCAAAAAACAACAGAAGGAAGAGCUGACCACCGGGACGGUACGAAUCUUUUCCCUGAAGGGGAUGACCAGUAAAAUAUUUGGCCAGGAGAGCCAGGAGCAGAGGGAGAGCAGGUUGGCAGCACUAGAGCAGAGUAUACAGGAGGGAGAGGAGGCACUGAAGGAGAAAAACAAAGAGUGCCAGGAAUUUUUGCAAACAGCCUGGGAAGACAUUGAACGGUUCAAGGAGCAAAAGGACAGAGAUUUACGAGACGCACUAAUCAAUUAUGCCAUCAUGCAGAUCACUAUGUGUAAGAAGGGAAUCCAGGUGUGGUCAAAUGCCAAGGAGUGUUUCAACAAAAUGUGAGCCACUAUUUUUUUUCCAGCCACCCACACAAUAACGAGAUUGUACAGAUGAAGAACGUCAGCCAUCCUUAACGCUGCUGUCUUUGUGGAACUGGACCCUUCCAGGCCAAUCUCUCUCUCUCUCUCUCUCUGUUUCUCUUUCUCUUUGCUUGUGAUUUUUACACAACCACUAAAAAGCCAGGCUCCCGUGUUGAGUCCAUGUAGUGUCCAGUACAUACGACUGCAGAUCAGCUGUGUUUCUGUACUCACCAGGUUAAAGCUGUUUCUUUCUGUCAGUGGUUAACGCAACGCAUUUCACAAUUGCUUGUCUGAAAGAACAUCAUACAAAUUGUCUAAUCAAGCUAUUUAAAUUCUUAAUGUUUUGUAGAAAAAAACAACAUUUUAAUUGUAAACUCUACUUUUUUUUCCUCUGACGGUUCAGGAUAAGCUGAGAGAUUUUGGUUGUGGCGGGUUGUUGUGAUGAAUAAUUCACUCAGAUAAUCACUCUCCCCCGUGUCUCUUUUCUUCUCCUCCUUCUUCGUUUUAUCACCACUGACACACAGACACGGCUCUUAAAAAUGCCACUACCGAGAUUUUAUUUCUUCUAUUUUCUUGCUCAUGUUUAUCCUUUAUUUCCUAUCAAAACGUUGUGCAAUUAUUUACCUUAGUCUGACCAAAGUGCUUGUGACCAACACCUGACCUGUUUCAUUAUUUGUGCCAAAAAGAAAGAUGUAUUUGAAGCUCAGAAAAGCUCAGAAAAGGUAAAACUUGUUUUUUUUCAUGUUUUUGUUUGUUUUGUUUGUUUUUUUCUUGUUUUUUGGGAGACUUCUUGUAAAGGCUGAAUCAUGUCAACCUCACACAAAGUACUGACGUCUUUCAAGUGCAAUGGUUAACAUAAGCAGAAGAAAAAAAACACUCCACUCAGGAGUGGUUUUCUGUCAAGGGUCACGGUGUUAAAAACUAAUAUUGGAUUUGUGCAGCAAGGGGAAGGGCAAAAUAAAUGUUGACUCAGCAUUUUGGAUCCGUGAGACCCGGGUCAUUGUUUACUACAAACACUCAUGAUAAUUGACACAAUAAUGGCCAGAAGGUUAAAGUGCGUCAUAUCAUUGGCUGCCUGUGGCAAAAAAAACAAACAACAAAGAAAAACCAGUGUUCAAACCAGGUCUUAGACCCAGGAUAUAUUCAAAUAUAUUCUGAAUAGACUUGAAUGGGUUGUGGACUAGUUGAAAAAGGCUGAAAUCUAUUGACCAAAAUCUGGAAACAUUGAGAUACAGACGGUGUAAAUACUUCAACUCUGGCAUCUGCUAGUAGACCUUCAGUACGUUUGUUCCUUUUGGUGCUAAUUAAUCUAAACUUUUUAAACUCUUGCUGAGAUCAUUCCCACAUACGAAAGGCACCCUUUUAAAGAAAACAUAAUUGUAAAAAUAACAACUAUAAUAAGAAGAAUAAUAUUCGUCUAGAAUCAACCUGUUGAAUGAGAGAUUGUUUGUAUCACUAUAAACUCACUAAGGCACUAAUAAAACAUUUCAUUUGUAUCAAGUAUUUGUUGCAUGUCAAUACCUAAUAUUGAAGUAACAGGGAAGUCGUUUCUUUUUUUUUCUGGGAGGUUUUCACUUUAUAAACUUUAUUUUAAUUAAUUGGUGUAAAAGAUAAACUAUCUUUUAUUCAACACAUUCCAAAAGUCCUAAUGUAGUAAUUAUUUAUGUGCUGAAGGAACAUUGUUUUUUUUUCCCAUGACACCUGUGGAAAUGGGAACGUCACGUUCCAGUUUGGUUUCGAUAAUUUCCUGUGACUGCCAAAUUUUGAGUAAGACUGAAGUGAAUAAAUGUUCUGUAAA
Molecule: messenger RNA, 3191 nt
Organism: Cynoglossus semilaevis (tongue sole)
Lineage: Eukaryota; Metazoa; Chordata; Actinopteri; Pleuronectiformes; Cynoglossidae
Gene: snx4
Product: sorting nexin 4
Exons: 14
Coding region: 66-1376 (436 amino acids)
Biological process (GO): positive regulation of autophagosome assembly; protein transport
Cellular component (GO): early endosome membrane; SNARE complex; plasma membrane
Molecular function (GO): phosphatidylinositol-3-phosphate binding
Source: RefSeq, a predicted model, not a curated record